UGGAAAAAAAAAAGUAACGAAAAAAGAAAGAAAAAGAGAAAACGGGAAAUAAUCGCAGUAACCAGAAGAGAGAGAGAGACAGAUCGUAUUUACUCCACACUUCUUCUCCCUUCGUCUCUUUCUCUCUCUACAUGUGCGAUGUGGAGGGAGGAAUACAAUAUUUUUCCUUUUCUUCCCCCUUUCUGCCCGUCGCUUUAUCUCUCUAAACAUUUCUGAAUAAACAGCUUUUUAUUCGAUACAACCCCUCUCUCUCUCUCUACAUUUGAAUUCGAUUCCUCCUUUGCACCAAAUGGUUGCUGCAUCCGGCAGAGAGAAACGCCCUAGCGAGAUGACGACCUCGCCGCCGCCGCCGCACCUCCGGAUGGAGAGAGCGUGAGGAGCACGGCGCCGCCGCGUACACAUGUGGUCUGGAGGAUGGAGUUAUGGAUGUAGGCAGAGCAGCUUUCUGAAGUGGAUUUGUUGGAAAUAGAUUUCGCAUCUUCUUGAAGAACAAACUUGACGUUCAAGGAAGUGGGGUUUGGUUGUUUUGGGGGGAUAGUGGGGUUUGCCCCUUGUAUGAAAUGGCAGAAGAUAGUGCGCGAGGUGGUGGGCUAUCUUCUGGUUUGGCAGUGAUAUUGAAUGGUGAGGAGGAGAAGGAGAAUCCGUCGAAAAGUCGGCUUGUUUCUUGUUUUGAUGAUUUCGGUGAUCAGACUGUGGAACGAGCUCUUGAGUAUAUCUUCGGUCUCCCUCACAGAUCGCUUGGUACGAUUACUGGUCCUGUAGACAAGGAGCUAGUUUGUGCUUUGAUAAAGAAUGAGAUGGCUACACUGAAUCCAAAUCCUUCUAGUUCGACCAGUGAAAGGGAAGGGAUUUGUAUUGAAAAUGGGUGUGGAUCUCAUGUUGUCGGGCUUGAAGAAUUGAGCAUUUGUGGUGACAUUAGAAUCAUUAAACCGCCACUGCUUAUUGAGAGCUUAGCAAUGUUCAGUAGUAUGAGGGCUAAUGUGAGAGUUUGGAAAGGGAAAUGGAUGUAUGAGGUCGUUCUGGAAACUUCUGGGGUUCAGCAGCUUGGAUGGGCAACUCGAUCUUGUCCUUUCACUGACCAUAAAGGUGUAGGUGACGCAGAUGAUUCGUAUGCUUUUGAUGGGAAAAGGGUUAGUAAGUGGAACAAAGAUGCUGGGCCAUACGGUCAGGCUUGGGUAGUUGGUGAUGUUAUUGGAUGUUGCAUUGACAUGGAUCUUGAUGAGAUCCUAUUUUACAGAAAUGGUGUGUCUCUUGGUGUGGCAUUUCGUGGUAUCCGUAAAAUGGGACCUGGAUUCGGGUACCAUCCAGCAAUAUCUCUUUCUCAGGGUGAGCGUUGUGAAUUGAAUUUUGGGGCACGGCCAUUUAAGUACCCUAUUCAGGGGUUUCUUCCUCUCCAAGCCCCACCGUCUGCCAAUAUUCUUGCGACACAAUUGCUUAGCUGCUUAUCGAGGCUGUUGGAUAUGCAAUCCAGGGAGCGUUCCAAUAGUUUUCUGACUGCCAAAUUCAGGAGAUUGAAGAGGUUUGUCUCACUUGAGGAGUUGUAUUAUCCUGUUUCUCGUGGAAUAUGUGAGGUAAUGUUCACUGUACUUGAGGCCGAAGCAGGUAGCAUGGAGUAUAUAGCUUGGGGUUCUUUUCUUACAUUCCUGUUAGAGGUCUUCAGAAUGCAGGCACCACAUGAAUAUUUGAGUUUGGACAAAAUUGCUGAUGUGUUUCUAGAAUAUCAGGAGUCACAGAUGGUGUUCCAGCACCUUGUUAAUGCACUUUCAAGUGCCUGCAAGACAGCCCCAUUGGUAUUGACUGACUGCCCCUACUCAGGAUCCUAUCCUUAUCUUUCCCUGGCAUGCCAUAUUUUGAGGCGGCGAGAAUUGAUGGUACUCUGGUGGAAAUCAUCCGAUUUUGAGUUCUUAUUCGAAGGUUUUCUAUCACAAAAAAAUCUGAACAAGCAGGAUCUGCAGUGUAUGAUGCCUUCUGUAUGGUGGCCUGGUUCAUACGAGGAUGCUGCUUAUGAAGGUAGCAUGAUGUUGACAACAACAGCAUUAUCUGAAGCAAUCAGUAAGAUUGAAGAGAAGCAUAGGGAGCUUUGUCUCUUGGUUAUUCAGUUUCUGCCACCGUCACUGCCUCCUCAGUUUCCUGGUUCAGUGUUUAGGACGUUUCUGCAGAAUCUUCUGUUGAAGAACAGGGGAGCAGACCGUAAUGUGCCACCUCCAGGAGUCUCAAGCAACUCUGUGCUUGUUUCUUUAUAUACUGUCAUACUUCAUUUUUUAUCUGAGGGGUUUGCCAUGAGAGAUGUAGGUGGAAAAAAUGGGCAUAAUAUUGGAUUUUUGCAUAGAGGCGGAGACCAGAGUUUUCCGGUAGAACUCUUUCUGAAGAAUGAUUCUCAUCGAACUGACAUCUCCAGGCUUGGAGGAUCUUUUAGUCAUUUGUCGAAAUCUCAUCCCGUAAGUGAUCAAGAAGACGAAGUCAUUCGGUGGGAGGAAGGCUGUGUGGAUGAUGAAGAAACCAGAGUAACUCAUAAUACUAUUCAGAAACCCUGUUGUUGUUCAUGUUACGAUUUUGAGUUUUCAAGGACUUCUAAGAAUUCGCUUAGAUAUGCCCCUCGAGGUUCUCGUGUCCAUUGUAGCCCAAUGGGGGAGAGGUCUGCUCAUGUUGCUGCAGAAUGCAGUACUGGAAGUUUGAAUGAUGAGAUAGUGGACAAACCUAGUACAAGUGAUCAAUCUGAAGCAGACUUUGAUUAUCGCCCAUUGCAGAAUUUAAGGAUAGUGCCAAGAGAAUGUAACAUGUCUUGUGCUACCCUCAGAGAAGAGGAGCUUCUGGAUACUUUACUUUUGUUGUAUCAUAUAGGCGUUGCCCCAAAUUUUAAGCAGGCAUCACAUUACAUGUCUCACCAGUCACAAUCUGUAGCCCUCCUUGAAGAAACUGACAAACAAAUAAGGGAACGACCUUGCAGUGAACAACUAAGGCGCUUGAAAGAAGCUCGUAAUGAUUAUCGAGAAGAAGUAAUUGAUUGUGUCAGACAUUGUACAUGGUAUCGGAUAACUCUUUUCUCCCGAUGGAAGCAGAGAGGGAUGUAUGCAACAUGUAUGUGGAUAGCCCAACUACUUCUGGUUCUGAGCAAAGUGGAUUCCUUGUUUCUCUAUGCCCCAGAAUAUUAUCUUGAGGCAAUGGUGGAUUGCUUUCAUGUGCUGCGGAAGAGUGAUCCUCCAUUUGUUCCUUCAGCAAUAUUUAUCAAGCAAGGGCUUGCUCCAUUUGUCACUUUUGUGGUUAGCCACUUCAACGACCCGAGAAUACUGAGUGCAGAUCUCAGGGAUCUUCUUCUGCAGUCGAUAUCAGUGCUUGUACAGUACAAGGAACAUGUGGCAACUUUUGAGACCAAUAGGGCAGCCACUCAGAUACUGCCAAGAUCAUUGUUGUCUGCUUUUGAUAACAGAUCUUGGAUACCAGUGACCAACAUUCUUUUGCGAUUGUGCAAGGGCUCUCCGUUUGGAUCUUCGAAGCAUGGAGAAUCAUCAUCGUCAUCAUCAGUGGUCUUCCAGAUGUUGCUGAGGGAAACUUGCGUAGGUGAUGAGGAGUUAUUCUCGGGUUUCCUUAAUCGACUUUUCAAUACUCUAAGCUGGACGAUGACCGAGUUCUCUGUUUCUGUUCGGGAAAUGCAAGAAAAGUACCAGGUGCUGGAGUUCCAGCAAAGGAAAUGCUGCGUUAUAUUUGACCUCUCGUGCAACCUGGCAAAGCUUUUGGAGUUCUGUACCCGUGAGAUUCCUCAGGCAUUUUUAUCUGGGGCCGAUACAAACCUCCGAAGACUGACCGAACUGAUCGUAUUUAUACUCAACCACAUAACUUCAGCUGCUGAUGCUGAGUUUUUUGACUUGUCACUUCGACGUUAUGGUCAGACCAUGGAGAAAGUGAAUCGAGGUAUGAUAUUAGCGCCUCUUGUAGAGAUCAUAUUCAAUCUGUUGGAUGCGAAUAUUGGGAAGGAAGGUGAGGAUCAGAAUGAUGUUGUCGGAGUUUUUGCAAGCAUGGACUGCCCUGACACAGUGCACUGUGGGUUCCAAUACCUAUUAGAGUACAACUGGGCAACCUGUGGUCGCGGGGACUCUUACAUAGGAAAGCUGUGCCAGCUUGAGACCUUCUUGAGCCUUCUCAUAACCCGUAUUGAGUCGGAUCAAGUCCAGACGACAAGAAGCAGGGGAGAAGCAACAGACGACGAUGCCACCUGCUGCAUUUGUUACACCACUGAAGCGGACACAGAGUUUGCUCCUUGCUCGCAUCGCUCUUGCUAUGGCUGCAUAACCAGACAUCUACUCAACUGCCACAGAUGCUUCUUCUGCAAUGCCACGGUGCUGGAGGUGGUCAAGGUUGGCGAAAAGAGCAUCUGACGACUCUCCGGCUUUAUGCUGGGUGAUGCUCACAAGUGUUUUCCUCUUUCAUAAUUAUAGGGAUGGCAAUAAUUAUGACAGGAAGAUAACAGGAGGGAAGCAAAGGUAGAAUUAGGCUGCUAUAGUUAUGAAUGAAUGGGAUUGUGGGGAUGAGGUUUAUAUGUAUAAAAUCAAUAUGUUCUCUACUUUGCAUAGGAAGGUUAAGAGGGCAAAAUAGACCAUUUGGGGUAGGGUGGAGAUGGGGGGUGCUGAGAUUUUUGUAGGGGAAAUUUGAGGGCAUUAAUUCUGUAAAUAUGAGAUGUAAAUGUAAAAUAAAAUGGUAAAAGCGUUUUUCAAUCUUUGCAAUAGUUGCUGAUCAAGUCAGCAGACAGUGUAACUCAAAACAGAAUCGGAUUCUGUGGUAAAAAAUAAAGGAGAACAAUGUCGUACUAUAUUUUACAUAUUUGAGAUCAAAGUCUAUACAAGUUUAUUG
Molecule: messenger RNA, 4845 nt
Organism: Linum tenue
Lineage: Eukaryota; Viridiplantae; Streptophyta; Magnoliopsida; Malpighiales; Linaceae
Source: the annotation of a GenBank genome assembly